Messenger RNA from Aspergillus alliaceus, 3633 nucleotides. RefSeq names its product calcium-transporting ATPase. Gene Ontology annotation, cellular component: membrane. Lineage: Eukaryota; Fungi; Ascomycota; Eurotiomycetes; Eurotiales; Aspergillaceae. The record is from RefSeq and is a predicted model, not a curated record. The transcript is spliced from 5 exons. Gene Ontology annotation, molecular function: P-type calcium transporter activity; ATP binding; ATP hydrolysis activity. Bases 1 to 3021 code for a protein of 1006 amino acids. Gene Ontology annotation, biological process: intracellular calcium ion homeostasis; calcium ion transmembrane transport.
AUGGAGCAUUCCUACCUCCACUCCCCAGCAGAGGUGCUGGAGCACUUUGGUGUUUUAGAGCACUCGGGUCUGUCGCAAGAACAGGUGUCGAAGUCAAGACUCAAGUAUGGUCUGAAUGCGCUUGCGGAAGAUCCUCCCACGCCUCUUUGGGAACUUAUACUGGAACAAUUCAAAGAUCAACUGGUCCUCAUUCUUCUAGGCUCGGCUGCGCUGUCGUUUGUCUUGGCUCUUUUUGAAGAUGGGGAUGAUUGGACUGCCUUCGUCGACCCAGUUGUGAUCUUGACGAUUUUGAUCCUCAAUUCUGUUGUUGGUGUGACCCAGGAAACUAGUGCGGAGAAGGCAAUUGCCGCGCUCCAGGAAUAUUCCGCGAAUGAGGCCACUGUUGUUCGUGAUGGAAAAAGUCAGCGUAUCAAAGCCGAAGACCUGGUCCCUGGGGAUAUUAUUCAUGUCGCCGUUGGAGAUCGUGUGCCUGCUGACUGCAGGCUGAUUGCGGUCCACAGCAAUAGUUUUCGGGUCGACCAAGCCAUCUUGACGGGCGAGAGCGAGAGUGUUGGGAAAGAUACUCGUGCCAUUCGCGAUAAGCAGGCUGUCAAACAAGAUCAGACAAACAUGCUCUUUUCAGGCACUACUGUGGUCAAUGGUCAUGCUACAGCCCUGGUCGUCUUAACGGGCGGGUCAACAGCUAUUGGUGAUAUUCACGAUAGCAUCACGUCCCAGAUCUCGGAGCCGACGCCACUGAAGCAGAAACUUAAUGAUUUUGGUGACAUGCUCGCCAAGGUGAUCACGAUAAUUUGUGUACUGGUGUGGGUGAUCAACAUUGAGCACUUUAACGACCCAUCCCAUGGUGGUUGGACCAAGGGAGCCAUUUAUUACCUCAAGAUUGCAGUGUCUCUUGGUGUAGCCGCCAUCCCUGAAGGCUUGGCUGUUGUGAUCACUACUUGUCUUGCCCUCGGUACUCGUAAGAUGGCCAACAAAAAUGCAGUGGUCCGGUCUCUUCCUUCCGUGGAGACUUUGGGAAGUUGCAGUGUUAUCUGCUCGGACAAGACUGGUACUUUGACCACGAAUCAGAUGAGCGUCAACAAAGUUGUUUAUUUGAGCAAGGCUGGCAACAGUGUUGAGGAGAUCGAUGUCGAAGGAACAACUUUUGCGCCCGAGGGUAGUCUUUCACAAAAUGGCAAGAUUUUGCAGAAUCUCGCGGUGUCUUCGUCCACUAUCAGACAGAUGACCGAAGUGAUGGCGCUCUGCAACAGUGCGGAUAUCUCUCACGAUGCUAAGAGCGGUGUCUACUCCUGUAUCGGCGAACCAACCGAGGGCGCCUUGCGAGUAUUGGUUGAGAAGAUUGGAACUGACAAUGCCACUACCAAUGCGAAGAUCUUCCAGCUACCAACAUCCCAGAGGCUCCGUGCUUCGAGUACAUUCUAUGGAAGUCGCUUGCCACUCAAGGCAACCUAUGAGUUUUCCCGCGACCGAAAGAGCAUGUCUGUCCUUGUUGGUACUGAGAAGGAGCAAACCUUGUUGGUCAAGGGCGCUCCCGAGUCCAUUCUUGAGAGAUGCACUCAUGUUCUCCUGGGUUCUGAUGGACCUCGUGUACCUAUCACUAAAGAGCACACUGACUUGUUCUCUUCCGAGAUUGUGGAAUAUGGAAAUCGUGGCCUUCGUGUGAUCGCCUUGGCCCGCGUUGACGAUGUGGGAGCCAAUCCUCUCCUACGCAACGCCCAGACCUCCGAGGAUUAUGCUCAAUUGGAACGGAACAUGACUCUCAUUGGCUUUACUGCCAUGCUUGAUCCUCCACGGGUUGAAGUUGCUGAAUCCAUCAAGAAGUGCCGUGCCGCUGGUAUCCGGGUCAUCGUCAUCACCGGUGAUAGCCGAAACACUGCUGAGGCUGUUUGUCGGCAAAUUGGUGUCUUCGCUGAAGAUGAGGAUCUCACAGGCAAGAGCUUUACUGGUAGAGAGUUCGAUGGCCUCUCUGAUAAUGAGAAGCUCGAGGCCGUUAAGACAGCCUCUCUUUUCUCUCGGACCGAACCCAGCCACAAGUCUAAGUUAGUCGAUCUCCUUCAAUCCCUAGGCCAUGUGGUUGCAAUGACUGGUGAUGGAGUGAACGAUGCGCCUGCCUUGAAAAAGUCCGAUAUUGGUGUAGCUAUGGGCACCGGUACUGAUGUGGCUAAGCUUGCUGCUGACAUGGUACUGGCUGACGACAACUUUGCAACUAUCACCGUGGCCGUCGAGGAAGGAAGAUCUAUCUACAGCAACACACAGCAGUUCAUCCGGUAUCUUAUCUCGUCAAACAUUGGAGAGGUAGUGUCGAUCUUCCUUACUGCGGCUCUGGGUAUGCCUGAAGCGUUGGUCCCUGUGCAGCUGUUGUGGGUUAACUUGGUCACUGACGGGUUGCCUGCGACUGCACUAUCGUUCAACCCGCCUGAUCAUGAUGUGAUGAGACGCCCCCCUCGCAAGCGUGACGAGCCCCUUGUUGGUGGUUGGCUACUGUUCAGAUACCUUGUUAUUGGUACAUAUGUCGGUGCUGCCACCGUCUUUGGCUACGUUUGGUGGUUUGUUUACAAUCCAGAGGGUCCCCAGAUCACUUUUUGGCAACUGUCUCAUUUCCACAAGUGCUCUGGCCAGUUCCCCGAAAUUGGCUGCGAAAUGUUUGCGAAUGACAUGUCUCGCUCUGCGUCUACCGUUUCAUUGUCUAUCUUGGUUGUAAUCGAGAUGCUGAAUGCUAUGAAUGCCCUUUCGUCCAGUGAAUCCCUGCUCACUUUUGCACUGUGGAAUAACAUGAUGUUGGUCUAUGCUAUCAUCUUGUCGAUGACAUUGCAUUUCGCCAUCUUGUACGUUCCAUUUUUACAAGGGUUGUUCUCGAUCCUGCCGCUCGACUGGGUGGAAUGGAAGGCAGUCUUGGCCAUUAGCGCUCCAGUUGUGCUCAUUGAUGAGGCGCUCAAAUUCGUGGAGCGUCAGAUGUAUACUACAGCCUCCAAGACUAUAAAUCAGCAGAAUGGAGCUGUGUCGAAGCCUAAGAAGGCAUAGAUAUUGGUGGCAGGUGGGGUGGGUGGCAUGAUAGAUAUAGAUAUCGACCCUUUCGAGUCGUGUUGAUUCAACUUCUUUCUUGGACACUGAUGACAUGUAUGGUACGUGUUAGAUGUUCUCCAUAGUAGAGAGCAAUGAAGAAAUGAAUUCAUUCGGAGGAGCAAGGCUACGGCGUAUAGUCGUCAGCUGAGAUUUAUUCUGUACAAAGAACAUUCACUCAUUAAAAUAUAUUAAACCCCUCCUUCUUUUUCCCCAAUCCAUGAAUUCUACAAAUAGAAGUGCUGUCUAUUUCAUGAAACAGUAUAUGUAUUGUAUGGCAUGGAGUCACGUUCCAUCUCCCGUAUCUCGAUUCUCGAACUGAUGGAUCAAAGGUGGAACAACACUUGCUUACUAGUAAUCGGACCAGGCCUCUCGUUCGAGGUUGCAUUGGUUAGCAGCCAUUUAAAUCCUUCUAAUAUCUUUCAUGACAUGGGUCUCUUGACCUUCUCAAGACGGUGAGGGGGAUCGCCACAUUCCUCAGCCAUACCGCUUCCUUCUCGGUGCAAAGAUGGAGCGAAGCAUUAGUACUUACCAUCCAUACCACUGUCACUUUGGACUAUUAGAUUAGGCUAA